GUCGAGUCGCUGCCAACCGGGGACAACGCGUUUCGCUGUCGCUGUAUCCUGUGGUCGAACAGCUUUCGUCCGAUACUUUUCAACAUGUGGACGAGAUCAUUCAUAUUGCUCGCUAUGGUGGCGAUCGUUUUGGCACAACAAUGCAAGAAAGCCAUAAAGAAGAAGAAUCCGGAUGAUUGUGGAGAGUAUUAUCUCUGCCCUCACGGGCAACCGACAGAGAACCACUGCAGCCUGGGUCUGGCAUACAAUCAGGAGAAAGGAAUGUGCGAUUGGCCCGACCUUGUGGAAGAUUGCGAUGUUGAAAAAUACUUGGACUUCGAAUGCCCGGAUCCGUCCACCUACGACUCGCCUGGAACGAACAGAGCUUUCCCUCAUCCCUCCGAUUGUGCCAAACAAAUCGUUUGCGUUCCAUCCGCUUUCGAAGACUACAAACAAGUUCCUCGUGUAUUGAGCUGCGACAAGCCCGAGGUAUUCAACCCAGAGAUCGGCAAAUGUGAUUACUACAAGGAUGUCAAGGGAUGUGAAAAAUACUAUGAAAGCGUCAAGAAAGUUGCGCCUGUGAAGGAAGCCUCAGAAAUCGAAGCCGGAGCCAUUCCUGAGGCUCGCGUCGUCUCCAGAAAUCCAACUGCUAGACCUGUUCCCGAAGUGCGCAAAAGAGUGACAACGACGACGAAAAAGCCCGAAGAGCCGGAAUACGAGGACGAAGAAUAG
Molecule: messenger RNA, 711 nt
Organism: Galendromus occidentalis (western predatory mite)
Lineage: Eukaryota; Metazoa; Arthropoda; Arachnida; Mesostigmata; Phytoseiidae
Product: protein obstructor-E
Exons: 4
Coding region: 85-711 (208 amino acids)
Cellular component (GO): extracellular region
Molecular function (GO): chitin binding
Source: RefSeq, a predicted model, not a curated record